AUGACUGACGAGCAGUCAACGGGUGCUACACUUACUGGACUGACGCCGACAAGCAUUGUCACUGGGGAGUUUGAUGUCUCAAUUAGCGAUGGUGUUGGACAUGGUGUACUUCACUCUUUCUGGAGCGAGGUCAUCAGAAUGAUCACAGAAGACUCUGGGCAUUGGCAAAGUACCUGCGACAGGUAUUGGGUACCCAUUGUGACCUCACUACCCCCCUGUGAUGAAGAUAUUGUUUCAUACCAGGCGUAUGGAAUUAUCUUUCGGACUGCGAUGCUUAUGGACCUAGAAAUCCUCCCUGUUUCUCCAAUCAUUGUAUUGUUUCUGCUGAGCGACUACAUCACAGCCACCACUUCGUCAUUCACCACUGCCAUUGCACCCAUUGGGAAACUAUCCAUAGCACCUGCAACGAACUUGUAUUCCAUGAUUCUGGAAGUUGACGCUUCCGCCCAGAUUACACAGCUGAGGCGCCUUCCUGUGAAUGCACAGGCCGAGCUUACCCACCGGUUGCGAUGUCAGGUGUUCUUUGGCAACCAGUUUGCUCGUGGAACACCUGACCACAUUGUAUAUUCAUCAAUGCGUCAGGCAUUUGAUUGCCUAAUUGGCGACCGUAUGACAUUACGUGAGUAUUUCAUCACUGAAGAUUCAUCUAGUACGAUUCUUGAGGGAAUGUUUGGUGGCCGCAUUCUUUCCUCACCAGAGCAGGUUAUCCACCUUCUUGUCAUCAAUGUUACCCCAGUCGGUGGUACCUUGAAUGAUAUCAUCGCACGAUUCAAACUGCAUCUGGAGCGCUACCUCCGUGGGUGCAGCACUCCUACUCAAAAUGAUGGAUCAGAUCUCUUUGGAGAAGAUGUAGUAAUUGAUCCAUUAUUACGGACUCGACUCUUUCUCCGCUGUGUCACUGGUAGUGAGUUCCUUCCCGCGUGCCCCCAGCAACAGAUUAGGUUGAAUUUCCAGACGCAGUGGAACCAUCAUUGGCGUGAACAUGUGGGAAUCCACAUCCACACAUGCUUCUAUGCAGUGGAUGUGCUGUUGAAUGAGCCAUCUACGCUCAUUGUGAACCAAGAAAUUCUGGUGGACAUGUCCAUUUCCACUGACUUUGACAGGUGGAUUCACUCCUGUAUCAGUGGCAACGCCUUCGAUCACUACAAUACUUCUGCGCACUACUAA
Messenger RNA from Suillus discolor, 1167 nucleotides. RefSeq lists its product as uncharacterized. The record is from RefSeq and is a predicted model, not a curated record. Lineage: Eukaryota; Fungi; Basidiomycota; Agaricomycetes; Boletales; Suillaceae. Bases 1 to 1167 code for a protein of 388 amino acids. The transcript is spliced from 8 exons.